AUGUAUGAUAGGAAUCAUCCGAAUCAUACAGGUUUGCGGGAUGAAUUUAUAGAAAGGGUUGCUAGCUUUAUUGUUAAGGCAAAGACACUUGAUGAUUUUCUUAUCGAUGGGAUAAUUAGGUGCCCCUAUAUGAAAUGCAAGUGUCUUAAGUUAUUGCGGCCUGAUAGUGUUACUGUUCAUUUGUAUAAGAAGGGGUUUAUGAAAAAUUAUUACGUGUGGACUGUGCAUGGGGAGAUUCAUGCUAGUGUAGAUGAUGUUCAUUUUGAGAACUCAUUUGGUGGUGAAGAAGGUAGUCGCACAACGGAGAAUAUUAAUGUUGAAAAUUAUAGAUUUAAUGAAAUGAAGAGGGAUGCUUUCCCUGAGGCUCAAUCCGAACCAAAUGAUGAGGCUAAGAGCUUCUUCAAACAGUUAGAGGAAGCUAGUUGUCCACUUUAUGAAGGCGCAACGCAUUCAAAGUUGUCUGUUGCAGUUAGAUUACUAAGUAUUAAAUUGGAUAAUUCUAUUUCUCAAGCGGGCAUGGAUUCUAUCAUUGGCCUUAUGAAUGAACUUAAUCCAACCAAGAUUGACUUGCCCAAAGAUUUUUACACGGCAAAGAAAGUGGUUUCCAAGUUGGGUCUUUCAUCGGAGAGGAUUGAUUAUUGUGAGAAAGGUUGCAUGUUAUUCUAUAAGGAAGAUUCAGCUUCAGAAAAUUGUGAAUUUUGUAACCAGCCGCGUUACAAAGAAGUGACAAAUGCUAAACAAAAGAAGGUUCCAGUGAAGGCGAUGCACUACUUACCCCUUGUACCAAGGUUAAAGAGGUUGUGUGCAUCAAUGAGUUUCGCUCAUCAUAUGAGAUGGCAUUAUGAACAUAGAAGGCCAGAUGGCGUGUUAUGUCAUCCGUCAGAUGGAGAAGCAUGGAAGCAUUUUGAUAGGGCGUUCCCAGACUUUGCAGGUGAAUCGAGAAAUAUUAGGCUGGGAUUAUGUGCUGAUGGAUUCACUCCAUUUACAGUGUCUGCUGCACCAUAUUCAUGCACAUAUAUAUUUAGUGGCCUUGCUGGCACAGCGGCAUGGUUAAUGCGGGGACUUAGGCCAUUCUGGCGUUUUAUCUCAGUAUCAGUAUUACCUGAGGUUUUGGGAUUUGGCAUUGAUUGUUAUAACGAUAGGCUUUGGGAAGACUCAAGAUUUAUGCUUCGUGUUGAGGUGAUUCACAAGAAAGGUGAUUCAGUCGGGCAUUUCUUUGAGAAGGGUGUUAAUGUGCUAGCAGAGCCUUGGAGUUGA
Messenger RNA from Nicotiana attenuata, 1257 nucleotides. RefSeq lists its product as uncharacterized. Lineage: Eukaryota; Viridiplantae; Streptophyta; Magnoliopsida; Solanales; Solanaceae. The record is from RefSeq and is a predicted model, not a curated record. Bases 1 to 1257 code for a protein of 418 amino acids. The transcript is spliced from 4 exons.